Messenger RNA from Spea bombifrons (plains spadefoot toad), 1242 nucleotides. RefSeq names its product G protein-coupled receptor 151 (gene GPR151). Gene Ontology annotation, biological process: G protein-coupled receptor signaling pathway. NCBI's taxonomy places the organism in Eukaryota, Metazoa, Chordata, Amphibia, Anura, Pelobatidae. Bases 1 to 1242 code for a protein of 413 amino acids. Gene Ontology annotation, molecular function: G protein-coupled receptor activity. Gene Ontology annotation, cellular component: membrane. The transcript has a single exon. The record is from RefSeq and is a predicted model, not a curated record.
AUGGAGAAGCAGACUUCUAAUUUCAGCACCACGAACAGCUCCCUCCCAAAACAGCCACUUUAUGCAGGAGGCUUGCAACCCUUAGAUGCCAGGGAAUGGACUUUUGUCAUACCCACCCUGCUACUUGGCAUCUGCUUGAUAGGAAUCGCUGGUAAUCUGUGUGUGAUCUCCAUCAUCCUUCACAAUGCCAGGAAAGCCAAACCUUCUAUGAUCCACUCCCUGAUGCUAAAUCUUAGUGUGUCAGACCUCCUCCUGCUUAUGUUCUCCGUGCCAUUUAGAGCUGCAGCAUAUUUUAAAUCCACAAUAAUCCUGGACUGGUUUGUUUGUAGGACAGCAGACUGGUUCACCCACGUCUGUAUGUCCUCUAAAAGCAUCACCAUCGCCGUGGUGGCCAAAGCCUGCUUCAUGUAUGCCUGUGACCCUGCCAGACAAGUGAACAUCAAACAACAAACUAUCUGGGCUGUUAUGUUAUCCACAUGGAUUGUAGCUGCAAUUCUGCCCUUGCCUGAGUGGAUCUUCACAGUUACAAAACAGGUCAAUGGCAAUACUGUGUGUAUCCUGGAUGUACCAGAACAAGCACAAGAGAUAAUGGCAAUUUAUGUGAAACUUUACCCAAUACUUGUCUACUGUAUUCCAUUCACCAUUGCUUUCUUCUAUUUCUGGAGAGCGUAUGCCCAAUGCCAACGCAGAGGAACUAAAACGCAAAAUUUAAGAAACCAGAUCAGAUCCAGAAGAUUAACUAUGAUGUUCCUCAGUGUUACUGUCACUUUUGCCAUCAUGUGGAUUCCAGAAUGGGUAUCGUGGCUGUGGGCUUGGCAUCAAGCUCCAAAUGGUCCAUCUCCACCUAAAGCUUUCAUGGCUUUGGCUCAAAUCCUUAUGUUUUCUCUGUCUUCUAUAAACCCACUUCUAUUUAUAGUUAUGUCGGAGGAGUUCAAAGAAGGUUUCAAGGGUGCCUGGAAACAUUUCACAUCCAAAAAAACACUUUCUGUUUCAGACGUUCCAGAAGAGGAGACUGUAGAUUCUGGGGCUCUACAGGAUGCUGCUCCUUCUCCAGAACAACCCCCCAAAAAUGGCCAUUUAGAACAAUCUUGCUCCCAGCAAAAUUUUGGAAGCCAAGAGAGUAAAGACAACCAGGUGCUCCCAGAUGUAGAGCAGUUUUGGCAUGAAAGAGAAGCUCAUUCAUCUGAUCAGAGUAAUGAUCCUAUUCCAUGGGAACACCAAGAACAGCAAACAGUAGGAUGA